This is a messenger RNA of Planococcus citri (citrus mealybug), 3008 nucleotides long. RefSeq lists its product as uncharacterized. The coding region runs from base 483 to 1994 and encodes 503 amino acids. The transcript has 2 exons. The record is from RefSeq and is a predicted model, not a curated record. NCBI's taxonomy places the organism in Eukaryota, Metazoa, Arthropoda, Insecta, Hemiptera, Pseudococcidae.
GUUAAAGUUUACUGGAAACAAAGAGUGAAUAAGAAUAAAGAAUAAUUUAAUUAAUUAAAAUUUAAAAUAAAAAAUAAAAUAAAGAAACAAAGAAAGAAAAGAAAUGAUCAACGAGCGACACAAGCGAUCCCUGCGGAAUCUACCCGAACUAUUAGUAACCAGUUGGUGAAGCACAACCUGGCUUUGUACGUUUCGUAAUUCGUAUCCUUGGGUUUCUAGCUGCGCAAAUUAUCAGUUUGUGUUUUCUACUUUCGCAUUUAUGGCCGUUCUCGUGUGAAUUAAUUAUUUUAUGAACGUUUUAUGAUUCUUGCGAUGAUUUAUUAUUCGAUUCGUGUAUAAUUCGUCGUGCUAGUCAAUAGUGGAUUCGUUUCGAAGAUCUUUAGACGGUUUGCUGAUGCUGUGAAGACGUCCGAACAACCUGCUGAAAAUUUAUCCAGAACGUUGGUUUGGAUCGAAAAUUGUCUCUUAAUCAAGAAUCGAAAAUGGCUGAAAUCAAUUCUGACGUGUUCGAUAUUUUUCAUCCGACUCCAGUCCCCCUCAGAGAGUUAUCAGCGAUCGUCAUUAGCCUAGAAAUAUGGCGCUGCGAAAUAAUUAAAUACCGUUCGAGCGGUUCGUUGAAGGACUUACGUCCAUCUGAUCGCAGUAUCUCAUCGAAAACCAUGAUUCCCGAUUUGCCAUCUACGAUUUAUCCGAUGAUAGAUACCUAUGUUAAAAGAUUUGGCCUUUCAAUGAAUUACUGGCUAUGGAAACAUCAUGGAACAAUAUUUCGUUAUCACUACGAUAAUCAAUACUCUGUUUUGGAAUACUUCGAGGAUUUUGUAUGCGAAUACAACGGAACCAUUGAUUACGAGAAGACUGCCAAACGCAUGAUGCAUUGUGAUCGAUUUGAUGUCCAUCAAAAGUUUCUAAUUGCGUGUACGUACUGUUUUGAAGACGAUAUGAUACGAAUUUGGCCGCUUGGAUUGAAAAAGACGGACUCGCUGUGUGAAAGAUAUUUUAAAGAUAAUCCGCACUUCGCAAAUUGGAUUGAUUUUCUCGAAAACCAUAUCAAGAUACCCGAGCCUCCUAUGGAAGAAUGGGGGUUGGAUGAUUUCAUGCCUCACAGUAGAUCAUCGUUGGAAUAUUUUUGGAAUCUUACUCCAUCAGAAAAUCGUUUGUCGAUAGCUAUCGAUCUUUGUAGGUAUGAUUUAGCAUUGUUGGUUCGAUUCAUUUUCCCAAAAUUGGACGUUCAACAGCUUGAUGAAUUUCUUCGUACAAAUGGUUGUGUAUUGUUAUACGCUUUGUUGAAAAGGUCAUGGUAUGAUGAAGAAGCCGUUCUAUCAUCAUGGGUUUGUGUUAAAAACAUGAUAAACGAGGUAGCUUUCACAAAUCUGACUAUGAAAAUUAUGCAAAGCGAGUUUAGGGGGUACUGCGAUGAAGCAUCCGAAUUGCAUUAUGGUGACGGUGGUUGGUGUAUGUACGAUGAUGAUGAUGAUUUUCGCGGUAUUGAUGCUGUUGUUCAAUUAUGUAUUGAAAUCUGGAACACUGCUGCGGAAAAUUUGAAACGUUCGGCUGUUAGAGACAUUACAUCGAAUAAUAGUUUAUUUAAAGACAUAUUUACCUGGCUAGAUCCCCCACUGGUCACGGGUGAAUUGAAGUUCUCAUUGGCUGUUCUUUCUUACGCCACCUACGAGCAAAGGAACGCUUUCUGGCAUUAUUGCUGGCGAGAUUUGAUAAUGGAAGCAUGGGGCGAAGAUUUACAUGAAAUAAUGCGGCUAUGUUUACCAAACGAAGAUGAGAUAACUCAAUUCAAGGAAAACAUCGUAGCCAAUGACGAAAAUAUACUUUCGACUCUUAGAUUCUCGCUAGCCGAAUCUAGUUUCUACGAAGUGAACGGUUUGGCGAGAUUUUUAUUUCCAGAUAUACAAGCAGCGAUAAAUUUUAAACGUAGAAUAGGCUAUUACGAUUAUGCAUUCAUCGACGAUGCUUAUGACAGUUAUGACGAUGUCGAUUAGUAGAUUUGUAGACUUUAAAAAUUAGCUUAUGUCGUCACCUUUAGUCUAAAAUGUGUAUCAGCUAUGUUUUAUUUGUACCUUAGCACAGCGUAUUGAAUUUAUUGACGCUUUUGUUUCGACUGAACGAAUUCGGGGCAAGGUGUCUAACAGUCCUUAUUCAAAUCCAGAAGGUCAGGAAAAAUUGUAUUUUUGCCUGUAGCAGUUUCCAUUCAAAAAAAGUUGGGAAAAAGUCUUCCUGUUUGCCCGAAUGCCCCCAUUUUUUCUGAAUUUUGAAAUAAUUCUGUCAUUUAAUCAUAACUGAGCGAAAAAUGUACACUCAAUUUUUCAGAAUCUUUCAUUUUUUUAAACGUCAAUUUAGGUAAUUAAAUGAUAAUGGCAAAAAAUUUAAUAUUUUUUUUCCCAUUGUUAGAUGUAUUUCCUUGAUUAUUUUUUUCUUUCUCUUAAACAUUGUAUAUUUUUGAAGUUUUUUUUUUGACAAUAUUGUGACAACGAAUGUGGUGAUGAGGAGGGGGGAGGGGUUUGAGUACAUUUUCAAUUUUGGGUCCUUCCGAGGUCCUUCUUUUUAGUUUUAAGAUUUCAAUAGACACCCUGUGUGAGGUGAAAACUCGUAUAAUUAAUUUUUUAAAGAAUGCAGCAAUCGAUUAUGAAUCUAUGGUAGGUAUCGAAAUCUUCGUUCAUCGCUAUUUUAUUAAUAUUAUGGUGUUUGGAAAGUACUGAGGAAGUUUCAAAAUUUGAGCUGAGCUAUGCUUAAGUAUGUUCUAGUUUUUAUGGAAUAAUCUAAAAAUCACAUCUAGUUUGUAUAGUUGAACGAUUUUUUUCGUAAAAUUCGUAUUCUAGGAUGAUCUUGUCAAGCCAGAUUUUUACAUUCUGAUUAUCUCUUGAUUGUUGGUUUGUUUGUUUUUUUACUUUUUCAUUUGAUAAGUUUAUUUCAAUCUUGUGUAAAAAAAUUCCAUAUGUUAUAAUUAUUAUGUUUCAAUCAUGCAAAUCGAUUAUUAAAUUACGUACAAACAACGA